Messenger RNA from Heterobasidion irregulare TC 32-1, 2097 nucleotides. RefSeq lists its product as uncharacterized. The transcript is spliced from 7 exons. Gene Ontology annotation, molecular function: metal ion binding; nucleic acid binding. Bases 1 to 2097 code for a protein of 698 amino acids. NCBI's taxonomy places the organism in Eukaryota, Fungi, Basidiomycota, Agaricomycetes, Russulales, Bondarzewiaceae. The record is from RefSeq and is a predicted model, not a curated record.
AUGACCGCGCUGGAGCGCCUGCGGGCUGCUUGGGAGCAGCCGAAGUGGCUCCAGGCUUUUGAGUGGUGUUACCCGGUCAAGACCUGCGGCUUGAAAUAUCGCUCAAUUCCGGGCAGCAAAAUUAGCGGAACCGACCGCGAUUGCUCCUUCGCAACACCAGAACCUCCGAAUCGACCCCCACUCCCCGCUCAACGCCCCCGUGCAAUUGUUCCUCAGCAACCCCGAGCUAUCAUACCUGCACGCCCCCAGGUUCUUCCCCAGCUUGAAAUCCGUGAUAUUGAAUAUAAACCCAAUGCGACAACGACAGACACGCAAGACGCUGAUAUCAAGAUUCCGCGGACGUGUCCAUUCUACCUGAGGGGUCAUUGCAAGAAGGGCGCGGCCUGUUCCAUGUCACACAGCCCUGUCGAAAAACCUCAAACGGGCCGCAUUGCACCUCGUGGGCCGCAGCAGCUUCAAACAUGUAGAUUCUUCCUCCAAGGCCAUUGCAACCGAGGUGUCAAAUGCAAGUUCUCGCACGUUGUUGAUCAUCCAUUGAAUCCUAAGUCAUUGCACGACGACACCGCCGUGACUUUACAACAAGUCAUGCUCGGCUCGACCAUGGUCAUCUUCGGUGCUGGCAUAGGCGUGCAACGUAUCAUCACAGGCUUUGACUCAUUCAGCGUCGUAGUCAGUGGUCUGCCGGCCGACACGACGCGUGGCGAUGUGCAAGAGAUGUUCACUCGUGCAGGACUUGAAGCCUGCCGCUUCCGUGUGCUUGGCCUUCGGCCCACUCCGGGAGGUGAUGACAAUCAAGAAGCGAAUGUAAUCUUUGAUGUGGCGGAGGAGCGUGUGCGCGCCGUGGCUACGCUAGGCGCCGGCGAGGCUCUUGUGCGGGAUCAGAUGGUUAAGCUGACUGCUGUCGUGCGGCAGAAUGGCGCGAUGGGCGGCAUGGAUGCGUCGCCGGAGAGCGAUCCUAACGUACUGAGGCUUUCGUGGCUCGCACCGUCAGUAAGUGUCGUCGUAUCCUAUGCUACAUUACAAGAAGCACAAGACCACGUGCGCACGCUGGACGGGCGGAUGUGCAAUGGACGACAGGUCAAAGCUUUCAUGAAUCGGCCACCACCAAAUGCUAGAUGGAUGGCCAGCUCGCAUGACAAUAAUUCCAUCAUUAUUCAUGGACUCCCGCCUUCGGCUGAUUCUCCUGCGGGACACGCUGCAGUGCGCACAUUCACAGGCUCAACUGCGCUGCGUUUUCUCAAGCCCAAGGACUACGACCUUGACUCCGCCCUCCUUCUCUUGCGCCUCCGACUAGAAGCAUUAGGUGCUCCAGGUGUACUACAGGAGCUCAAGGUGGUCUCUCGUAACGCGUCUAAUGGGAUCGUCGUUGUGCAGGUGCCCUUUGCUACACGAGCGGACGCGAAGAAAGCCUAUAGCGCACUUUCAUCGUUUCUGCAAUCAUCUUUAUUUCCCAAACCCCGCCUACUGCUCCCAGAUGUUAUCAGAUACACGCUCAGACUGCCGGCCCAGCAACAUGAGGCCCAGCUCCUGGCAUGGAACGCACUCACAGCUGACACACAGAACAAGGCCGCAGCAUCCGUGCGCAUAGAUCUUAGGGCUAAGGGCAAAGCUAAGGACGCGAUUGUGCUCGUUCACGUCGGAGGUGAGGACAAACGCGCAGUCGGCGCACUCAAAGUCCGCGUGGAAACGCUCGCAGCGGGCGUGCCGCUCGCCCGGUGGCACCCUGCGUUCGCCACCUCGGAUGGUCGUCGCUUCUUCGCCGAUGUCCUCACGCAUGGACAUGUUUUUGUGCGCUGUGAUACGCGUCUCAAGACUCUUCGUCUUUGCGGCGAGGCUGCUGUUAUAGAGCGUGCGCGCGAAGCUAUCAUUCGGGAGGCGGACCGGCUUGAGGCGCUCGAGGUGAAGAUUGUGCUGCAGAGACAGUCCGUCGGGUUUUUUGUGCGGGAAGGAAUGAAUGCGUUGACUGAUGCGCUUGGCGAGGCCGCAGUAACGCUGGAUAUCUUCUCUAACCCACCCACCAUGGUCUAUCGCGGUGGAGAUGACGCGCGUCAACUGCUCGACCGCCUGAUCGCGGAAUCGCUUACACACAAACCUUAG